CUGCUUUUUAUCCAAAAUAAUGGCUUAUGGUGGAAAAUAAAAUAGCCUUUGGCGAAUUUUGAUUUUUGGUGUAUGUAGUUUUUUAGUUUUUGAUAGAAAAUUGGGAGAGAGCGAGAAAGAAUUAAUUUGGGAGGGGAGGUGAUUGAGAGAGGACAUACACACACUAAAUUUACUAAUUCUGAUUCAUCUGGAAAUAUUUGAUUACUACUUAAUUAUUAUGAACUUUUCUAUUUUAAUUUUAAUUAAAAAAAUAUUUUUCUAAAAAUAAUUUUCAAUUUAUUUUAUUGCCUUUCCUAAACAUAAUAUUUAUUUAUUUUUUCUCAUUUAAAUUUAAAAAAUUACUAUUUUCAUUUACUUUUUAAAAUAUUAAAAUUAAAAUUUUUAUAUUUUUGUAGCUUUGGAAAACGUAGCAAUAUGAAUUUACGUCGAAUGAGUGAUUGUAUUGUGAUAUCGCCAUCGGAUAUGAUUGUGAUUGAUUAUCCGGAUGUCCAACGCAUUACUGUCCAUUUACACAACAAUUCAGACAACAUUUUAAAUCAAACUGGCAAUCAGCCAAACGUCUCAGCUACCGCCUUUCCUGCUUUUGACGGCCCUUCUUCAUCUUCACUUUCAUCCUCACCUUUAGGAGGGGCGGGAACUUCAACACCUUCACUUUUAGUUAGAAGACAAAGUGGUGAUUGUGCAAUCAUCAAAAGGUAUUCAAAUAAUGACAAUGGCACCUCCACAACGGUCAGCAGCAGCAACACCUCUUCCCCCUCAUUAUAA
Molecule: messenger RNA, 765 nt
Organism: Meloidogyne enterolobii
Lineage: Eukaryota; Metazoa; Nematoda; Chromadorea; Rhabditida; Meloidogynidae
Source: the annotation of a GenBank genome assembly